AUGUUAUUGCAAUAUCAAGUUAAGACAUUCGAGGACAAGUGUAUGGAAAUUUGUAUCGACGCAAUAACAAAAUGGCAAGAAGAAGCACAAUUAUUACGAGCUCUGGCGUUGCAUAUUGUGCCAAUACUGAUGGAAAUUCAAUGUGAUAUUGUCACAAGAACGAAGAAAUGUGUAAAAUUGCUGGAAAUGGUCGGAAAUGUCUGGAAAAAACCAUCGGACCGUGACAAUAUUGUGUCCUAUUAUGAAUUGCUGUAUGUUGUGUGUAUUGUCAUACCAAAGGCUCCACGUGAACUUAUUGGUGAUGUAAAGCUACAAACUUUUGUUUGUUUUGCAUUGCAGCACAAGGACGCUUUGUUGCGAAAACAGGGGCUACAUGUUUUAAAAAUGGCUUUUUCACAUUGUGCAUUGGUGUCGAAGCCGCAAAAGUUACAUUUGUUAGAACGAAGACAAGAGGAAGAGUGGCUGGAUACGUGGCAAACCUUUCUAACAGCAUCUGACGUGAUUCAAAUGCACCACGAACAACAUUUAAUAGAACAAGUUUGGCCACAUAUUGCAGGGCUUUUGACAAAAUACUUGAUUGUCAUUCAAAAUGUGUUGGAGCCACAGCUACAGGAAAAAAGUGACCAGUGGCCGGUGCGACUGACUUUUGACUGGAUGCAGAGUCUGUUAAUGCGGUUGUUUGCACAUGACAACCCUGUCGUAAAACGUCUUUUUAUUUCAAACUUUAUGGAAACCUGCGUUGGAGCUUGGCAGGUCUGGGAAGGACAGAUGAGUGUUUGUAAGAAUGUUGAUCGCGACACUUCCUUCGCAUGUACCUCUGCUUUCCAACGCUUUGUGCUCGACUACUUGCUGCGUGCCUGCAAUGACCCGGUUCUUUUUAAACACGCGCAUCGCACUCGUUUCCAGACUCUGGUGGCUGACUUUUUGGUAUCCUUUCUUGUUUUCCAACUUGCAGAGUAUGACCAGGUGCACGUGCUGGAUGAGUUUGUUGCUGCGGUGAAUGAAGCGAUUUUUGGCGAAGCAUCUAACAGCCAUUCACCGGAUGCUUUAUUGAGCAUGCUGCAAGUAUUCCAAUUCCCGCGUUUGAAAUGUGCUGCCUCCUCCGCGCCACCAAAGAUGCUGCUUAGUGAGGCAGCAGUUGACCAGCUGCGGUUUUUGGUCGAUGUUCAUGCAAUGCAAUCGUUUUCGCAAGCGACGCGAACUAAGAUGCUUCGUGCCCUGAGUCACGCUCUUGCCGGAGGCUUUAUUAGUGCGUCGACACUUUCGCUGUCAGCACUAGCACGUGUCCAUUGUGUCUUUCCUGUUUGUAGUUUGAUAGCUGACGAUGGCGAGAUAAUGUUGCAGCUUCUGGCGUGGAUGAAAGCUCCCACUGCCAUUGGCAAAUCGUCUAGCGCUUUGACAGCUCUGACAUCUGCACUUCAAGCAUACUUAAAUUGUGAAGCGAAAGGAAACUCAGAAGGAGCUUUGCUCAGUCCACCUCAACUGUCGAGGCUGCUGCUUUUUACAGCAGAAGUCAUACGCGAUUCGAAUGCUCAACCUACCGACAAACAUCUUGGACAUCAGAGCAAUGUGAAAGUCGUUAUCCGUACCCCACUGAGUGCAUUGCUGCCCACAAGUCUAGAUUUUGAAUUGCACAGUACUCUACUUGUGCUUUUUGUUGCCAAGUUUGAAGAGCAAAUCCAGGAACUUUUGGAUAGUUGCGCCUCACUCUCAUCGCAAAGUUUCACAUUUGUAUUCCAAUGCAAAGACUUCUAUUCCGGAAAAGUUAAUUGCUCAUAUCUUUUUCGCUCAGCCAUGAAAGUAGUCCGGCUUUGGUUGGAUAAGGUACCAUCACCAACGGACAUUGAUGUACUGGAAUGUGGAGAUCACGAAAGAGAAGACGCUAUGAAACUCGUGGAGUCCGCUGCGUUUCUUUUAUCUCGAAUGAGUACACACAAAAUGAACACUACAGGCGAGUUGAACGAAAUGUCUGCGUUGAAUGCUGUCUGUGAAGAGUUGAAACGAAUUGUGGCAGCGACUGCAAAUCACAGCUUAUAUGACUUGGCGUUAGCUACAAAGUGUUUGUCCAUCAUAGGGUCAAAUGCUACUGCUGUAGACUCUCUUCCUGCAUUUGAAAACGAACGCAUUCUCCCGCUUCUACUUGCUCUUGACACGAGUCGGCGGUACAGUGGGAAGCUUGAUGCAAAAUGUGCUAUUGGCUUGGCUACCAACAAGUGGGUUCUGCACUGCAACGUCAUGAGAUCAUCGUCGUUUAUUGACACAAAACUUUUGAAAACUACCUACGAUGCAUGUGUUGAGGCACUUCCUACGGCGGGGAUGGACCCUCUAGCUUUGAGUCAAAUGGUGAACGUAUUGUCGCUUACACUUUCACAAUUGGCCAGUCCGCUGGCAAACUGCCCAAAUGUCAUCGAGCAACUUGAUGGUUUGUUUGAGGGCAUCUGGAUGGCUUAUACCGACAGCAAAGCUAAACCUGAUUCGCUUACCCGAGCUGUUAUCACCUGCGUAUUUCAGCCGGCUUUUCUCCUACGUCACGAGCUUAAGGGAACAAUGAAGCACUGGAUUGCAAAGUUUAUUCACUUCGGCUCUCGACAUAGGCCUAAUGUGAUUUUCCACCUGGCUUGUCGCUUGUGCCAGACAUGGCGCGCACAGCCAGCAUCAGCUUUGUCUUUUGCCGAUGAACUUGUCGAACUACUGCUUUACAAAGAACCAGUGAUCGACGAAAAAGGCAGCUAUCACCGGACACUUGCACUCCGUUUCAGUGGUUCCAAGGAUUUAUACCAAUUAGCUACAGCAACGCCAAGACAGCGGCAAUCGAAAGCCAUGCUAAGGACCGAUUCGUGCGGCUGGUGGUGCUAA
Peronospora belbahrii is the source of this 2856-nucleotide messenger RNA. NCBI's taxonomy places the organism in Eukaryota, Oomycota, Peronosporomycetes, Peronosporales, Peronosporaceae. The record is from the annotation of a GenBank genome assembly.